Messenger RNA from Effrenium voratum, 642 nucleotides. NCBI's taxonomy places the organism in Eukaryota, Dinophyceae, Suessiales, Symbiodiniaceae. The record is from the annotation of a GenBank genome assembly.
AUGCGCGAUAUCCAGGAGCUUGUUUGCCGCGAGCUUGAAGACUUGGACGAGGAGGACCUGCUCGACUAUGUGUCGGAGGGCGACGGAGAGCCCUUAGACUCGCUGGAGGCGCCGCUGACACUUGACGAGAGUUUCAAGUGCACCAUUUUCGUUGCUGGAGUUCCAAAGGUUCCGAAAGAGAAGUACGAUCGUCUCAUGGGGGUUCUGUCCAAGGUUUUCAACAAGUAUGGGGAGAACGAGAAAGAAAUGCCGUACAAUGCUGAGGGAACCGAGACAGAGGGCUGUGUCAUCGUGACCUUCAAGCGUCCAGAGGAGGCCUCAGCGGCGCAGCAAGCCUUGGACGGCAUGAGCUUGGACAAGAAGCACACGUUCAAAGUGGUGAAGUUUGACGAUUUCAACCGAAUCACUCACAGGGAGGAUGAGUUCAGGCCUCAACGGAAUCUGGCCUCAUACUCUCGAGCAGAUUUCCGAUCUUGGCUAAUGGACAAAAAGUGCAGGGAACAGUUUUUGCUGCGAUAUCAGACAGAGACGGAGAUCUACUGGCACGACACCACCAUAGGCAGGCCUACGCGAUACCCGUUCGUUCCAUCGCAUUUCGUUACGCGGCACACAGACCCACGCGGGGUUGUAGUACUUUUUUAG